Pieris macdunnoughi is the source of this 1398-nucleotide messenger RNA. NCBI's taxonomy places the organism in Eukaryota, Metazoa, Arthropoda, Insecta, Lepidoptera, Pieridae. The record is from the annotation of a GenBank genome assembly.
AUGUGGAAAUAUUUUCUUUUCCUGUGCAUUGGGAGUGUUUACUGUGAAUAUAAAUAUGAGACGAAACUCUUCAAAGUACCUCUCGAUCAUUUCGGUUAUCAAAGGAACGAAACAUUUAAUAUUAAGUAUUUGGUGAACGAUGAGCAUUGGGACAGCAGUUCGGGACCGAUAUUUUUUUACACCGGAAAUGAGGGUCAAAUAGAGUUGUUCGCAAAACACACCGGCUUCAUGUGGGAGAUCGCCGCUCACUAUCGCGCCAAACUUGUGUUUGCAGAGCAUAGGUACUAUGGGACCUCAAUGCCAUUCGGUAAUAAAUCUCUGGAUAAUGAGCAUAUUGGGUACCUGACAGCUGCGCAGGCGCUCGCCGAUUAUGCAGACUUGAUUGACUUCCUGCAAGGCGAAUCUAUGCAUCCUAGAUAUCCUGUUGUUGCGUUCGGUGGCUCGUAUGGUGGAAUGCUGGCCGCCUACUUUAGGAUUAAAUAUCCUCACAUAAUAACGGGUGCUAUUGCUGCCUCAGCCCCAGUACACAUGUAUCCAGGCAUGGUGCCUUGCGAUGUUUUCGAUAGAAUUGUCACUUCCAGCUUCAAAGUGGCUAAUGCUAAGUGCGUCGAGAAUAUCAGGCAGUCGUGGUCGUUGAUCAGAAAGUAUGCAACAAACACGACAACCAGUGAGUGGCUACACAAGAAUUGGAAACUUUGUGACCCAAUCAAAGAUGGCAAAGACAUUGACGUAUUAGUUGAAUUCCUUCAAUCCAUGUAUGAGACCCUGGCGAUGGUGAAUUACCCAUUCCCCUCGGAUUUCCUCGUCUCCCUACCAGCACGGCCAGUUCGAGUCGUCUGUCAGUAUUUAAAUGAGACUCUUGAUGGCGAUAAGUUACUUGAAGGAAUCGGCAAAGUAUUGCAAGUAUUUACAAAUUAUGACGGAAAGAGUUCUUGCGUGGACUACAAGAAGGGGAAUGACUAUGGAAACCUUGACGCAAGUGGGUGGGAUUAUCAGGCCUGCACUGAAAUGAUAAUGCCUAUGUGCACAACAGGAAGGGAUGAUAUGUUUGAGGCCUCAUCAUGGAACUAUACGAAAUAUGCAGAGGAUUGUCACAGGAAAUAUAACGUAUAUCCUCGACCUGAGGCUGCGAGGAUCCAGUAUGGAGGCGACAGACUACACGCUGCGUCUAAUAUUGUCUUUAGUAAUGGUUUACUGGAUCCAUGGGUUGGAGGUGGUAUUUUGAACAGCAUCAGCAAAACCGUCACGACCGUUGUUAUAAUUGAUGGCGCGCAUCACCUAGACCUUAUGCCAAGUACACCGUAUGAUCCAGCAACGGUACAAAUGGCACGUACUAUCCAUAGACAGAAUAUAGACAAGUGGCUUAAAGAGUUUAGAGAGCAGAGGAGGAGGCAUUGA